Molecule: messenger RNA, 2121 nt
Organism: Diachasmimorpha longicaudata
Lineage: Eukaryota; Metazoa; Arthropoda; Insecta; Hymenoptera; Braconidae
Product: cap-specific mRNA (nucleoside-2'-O-)-methyltransferase 1-like
Exons: 6
Coding region: 1-2121 (706 amino acids)
Biological process (GO): 7-methylguanosine mRNA capping
Cellular component (GO): nucleus; cytoplasm
Molecular function (GO): nucleic acid binding; methyltransferase cap1 activity
Source: RefSeq, a predicted model, not a curated record
AUGAGACACCAUAUGAAGAGCAAAUUGCUAUCACGACUCAACACUUCGGUUAUGGUUAAACGCCGUAGAGGAUCUGGUUCUCUCUCAAUCCCAAUGACCCGGAGUGGCUCCCUUCUGGAGGAAUCCUCCGCUUCUCGCCACGUGACUUCGAACGUCGUCCAUACAAUAAUGCAAAAUAUGGACUUUACUCGUGGCAAGGGCCUGGGUAAGAAAAAUCAUUUUAUCACUGAGCCCAUUCAGGCUUCUUUGCAUAAGGGUCGACGAGUUUUGGGUCAUAGUAACCAAGCUCUGAUCAAAGCCAUUGGGAAGUGGGAUCCAUCCCAAGAAAUCAUAAGCGUUAGGGAGAAAAUCUACUGGUUGAGAAAUGAUCAGGAACCACCAAUAGCAGAGGAUUUCAGGGGUUGGAUGCGCAGGGCUCCCUGGAAAAAGACCAUUGAUGAUGAAACUUUAUUUUGCGAGCCCCAGAUCCUUCACCAGGUCAUAAGCUCGAAGAGCAUUUUCGAUGGUUUAGAAAAACGUGAAAUACAAAGGGCGAGAAUUCAUUCGAAUCCCUUUGAAACAAUGAGAGGUGUAUUUUUUCUUAAUCGACAUGCUGUAAAAAUGGCUAAUAUUGACAGAACCUGCAAUUUCAUGUUCACUAAUCCAACAACUGCAAAUCCAAAUGAGAUCCUCUACUUCGCCGACGUAUGCGCCGGUCCUGGAGGAUUCAGUGAAUAUGUCCUGUGGAGGAGGAAGUGGCAUGCAAAGGGCUUUGGAUUCAUCCUGAGGGGUUCCAACGACUUUCAAUUACAUAACUUUUACGCUGGACCACCAGAAACUUUUCAUCCUUUUUAUGGACCCAAAGGUGAUGGUAAUAUUUAUGAUCUGGAGAAUCAACUCGCCUAUCAGCAACUUAUCAUGAAUCAUACCCAAGGACAGGGUGUUCACUUCAUGAUGGCUGAUGGAGGAUUUGCGGUUGAGGGAAUAGAAAGUAUUCAGGAGAUUUUGUCGAAACAGUUAUACUUGUGCCAAUGCCUGGUUGCCCUUAAGAUUGUGCGGACAGGUGGACACUUUGUUACUAAGUUGUUCGAUCUGUUGACACCAUUCAGCGUGGGAUUGAUUUACUUGCUAUACAGAUGCUUCGAAAAAAUAUCAAUUUUCAAGCCGAAUACAUCUAGACCUGGCAACUCUGAAAGGUGUCACAAUAAGUGCGAUGAAGGGAAAGAGAUUACUAGAAUAGUCCCUAAGCUCUUGAAACCAGAGGAGAGACUUUGUUCAAUCGUCGUCGAAUCUGUUGUAAACUACCUGAGCGCUCCUCCCGUGAUUUUGACUUCUAAGAAUGUGACAAUAACUAUCCUGGAAAAUCCCUGUGAUUGGUAUGCAAUACUCUGUGGAUCGGAUGCCAGUGGAACAACACCUAGCAAACAAUUGACUUUCUACUUGGGUAUGGGAAGAACCAAUGUCUUUAUGUUAGUGAAGAAUACCUGGGAGAGGGCCGACAAUAUUGAACUGUCUCCUAAUACAUUUGUUUAUGCUGAACUGGUGGAGGAGAUGAGAGGACUGGAAAAUAAUAUCCGGAGAACUGAAGCACUGCAUAUUGUCGAUGCUUAUCUCCUGGGAGGAGAGCAUGUCAGCAGAAAUUCACUUCCAGAAAGGUAUGCUCUCAUCAAUAAAUUCUGUGAGGCUCUGUGGAAGCCCAAUAACUCUGCGUAUUGUCCAGUUCGUGCCAAGGAAUUGCAUCCUCUGGAUCGUGAGCAACCCAUGAAACUUCAUGUACAACCCUGUACAUUGAUAAACAAGACGAAAUUAUUGGUACAUUAUCUACAAGAUUCAUACCCGAGGAGGGCACGCCCCGAUAACGAUCCACUAUCCUUUGUACCAAAUAUUGUGGUAUUCUUGAAGACAACUAGUGCGCCCUGGACACGAGUUAUCAGUAAGAAACCUAGCCAUUAUUAUUACUUCAAUUCUAUGACGAAUGAUAAUUUUUAUGCUAAUCGUCGACCAGAAUCAGCUUGUGCCAGCUUCCUCGAGACAUUUGUUACUCGAGUGCAGUGGCAUUGGCCGGGGGAUUCAUCUCUGUCAAUUAAUUAUAUAUACGAUAAUGUAAAACAGAAGUGCCCUGUUUAUCUACCGGAAGAUUAG